AUGCAGGCACUACCUAAAAAUUCAAAGCAGCCAGAGCGGGAAGAGAAAAGGGUCCUUGGCCUUGUGUUGCUGCGAGGAGAAAACCUGGUGUCCAUGACAGUUGAGGGGCCACCACCAAAAGAUACUGGAAUUGCCCGGGUACCUCUUGCUGGAGCUGCUGGAGGACCCGGCGUUGGGAGAGCAGCAGGGAGGGGAGUGCCAGCUGGAGCACCCAUGCCACAGGCUCCAGCAGGCUUAGCUGGCCCUGUCAGAGGGGUGGGAGGACCAUCCCAACAGGUGAUGACUCCUCAGGGCCGAGGAACAGUUGCAGCAGCAGCUGCAGCAGCCACAGCCAGCACAGCAGGAGCCCCCACCCAGUACACACCAGGGCGGGGGGGGCCGCCCCCCCCCAUGAGUAGAGGAGCACCUCCUCCAGGAAUGAUGGGACCUCCUCCAGGCAUGAGACCACCUAUGGGCCCACCAAUGGGAAUGCCACCUGGCCGAGGUGCUCCUAUGGGAAUGCCCCCACCAGGCAUGAGACCACCACCCCCAGGAAUGAGAGGACCCCCUCCACCUGGCAUGCGUCCACCAAGGCCAUAAGAUAUUCUAUAAUGUACCUUUGAACUGUGAGAAGACUGAUGUAAGAGAAUAUACUGAGCAGUACCACCUGUCAGAACUUUGCUAUGUUUUAUAGCUGCUGCUUGUAAAGCUUGUUCUUUCUAAUAAAGCUGGAAGG
This is a messenger RNA of Chaetura pelagica (chimney swift), 715 nucleotides long. RefSeq names its product small nuclear ribonucleoprotein-associated protein B'. Gene Ontology annotation, biological process: mRNA splicing, via spliceosome. The record is from RefSeq and is a predicted model, not a curated record. Lineage: Eukaryota; Metazoa; Chordata; Aves; Apodiformes; Apodidae. Gene Ontology annotation, cellular component: U2-type prespliceosome; U1 snRNP; U4/U6 x U5 tri-snRNP complex. The coding region runs from base 1 to 579 and encodes 192 amino acids. The transcript is spliced from 6 exons.